AUGGAUUCGUCGACGCCAUUUCUGACGAACGAUGGUGUGGUAGAGGAUGAUUACGCUCCGGCGAGGAGCUGGUCCGAUGUGAAACAAGUGUUGGCUACUGAGUCGGCGAAGAUGUGGAUGAUCGCUGCUCCGGUUGGUUUCAACGUCAUCUGCCAAUACGGUGUUGGUUCCAUCACCAAUAUCUUCGUCGGACAUAUCGGCGAGAUCGAGCUCUCCGCCGUCUCUAUCUCUCUCUCCGUCAUCGGCACCUUCUCCUUUGGCUUCCUGCUUGGUAUGGGAAGUGCACUUGAAACACUUUGUGGUCAAGCAUUUGGAGCUGGUCAAGUUCAUAUGUUAGGUGUUUAUAUGCAGAGAUCUUGGAUUAUCUUGUUCGUUUCAUGUAUCUGCCUGCUUCCUAUUUACGUCUUUGCCACACCGGUUUUAAGGCUUUUGGGUCAAGCAGAGGAGAUUGCGGUUUCAGCAGGAGAUUUCACUCUCCUAACACUUCCUCAACUCUUCUCGCUUGCUUUCAAUUUCCCAACCUCCAAGUUCCUUCAGGCACAGAGCAAAGUGACAGUCAUUGCUUGGAUUGGGUUUAUGGCUCUCGUCCUACACGUUUUCAUGUUGUGGCUGUUUAUUUCAGUGUUUGGUUGGGGAACAACUGGUGCUGCUUUGGCUUUUAAUAUCACUAAUUGGGGAAUAGCAAUCUCUCAAAUCGUUUACGUUGUUGGUUGGGGUGUCGAAGGCUGGACUGGUUUGUCGUGGUUGGCUUUUAAAGAGAUUUGGAGUUUCGUUAGACUCUCCAUUGCAUCAGCUGUUAUGCUUUGUCUUGAAAUUUGGUAUAUGAUGAGUAUUAUCGUCCUUACUGGUCAUCUCGACAACGCUGUUAUCGCUGUUGAUUCUCUUUCUAUAUGCAUGAAUCUCAACGGCAUUGAGGCCAUGUUGUUCAUCGGUAUAAACGCUGCUAUAAGUGUCCGUGUCUCCAAUGAGCUUGGCCUAGGCAGACCACGAGCAGCUAAAUACUCUGUCUAUGUCACGGUCUUCGAGUCUCUGGUAAUUGGUCUUGUCUUUAUGGUGGCUAUCAUCAUAGGCAGAGAUCAUUUUGCCAUCAUCUUCACAAACAGCGAAGUACUUCAACACGCAGUGUCUAAGCUUGCCUAUCUUCUCGGUAUAACCAUGGUUCUCAACAGCGUGCAGCCGGUUAUUUCUGGUGUGGCUAUUGGUGCUGGUUGGCAAGGUUUGGUGGCUUAUAUCAACUUGGGCUGUUACUACAUUUUUGGCCUUCCCUUUGGCUAUUUUCUUGGUUACAUAGCAAACUAUGGAGUGAUGGGACUUUGGUCUGGAAUGAUAUCCGGAACUGCGCUUCAAACCUUGUUACUGAUAGUUGUUCUCUACAAGACAAACUGGAAUAAAGAGGUGGAGGAGACGAUGGAACGUAUGAAGAAAUGGGGAGGGAGCGAGACAAUAUCGCAGGAUGUAAUUGCGUGA
Molecule: messenger RNA, 1467 nt
Organism: Arabis nemorensis
Lineage: Eukaryota; Viridiplantae; Streptophyta; Magnoliopsida; Brassicales; Brassicaceae
Source: the annotation of a GenBank genome assembly